This is a messenger RNA of Pocillopora meandrina, 2429 nucleotides long. The record is from the annotation of a GenBank genome assembly. Lineage: Eukaryota; Metazoa; Cnidaria; Anthozoa; Scleractinia; Pocilloporidae.
CUGGGAUUAGUAAAGAUGGCGGACAGAGGAGAUGAAGAGUGGAUGGAACAUGCAUUAAAUUUGGUAAGCAAUCUCGUAUUUUUUGGCGUUCUUUUGUGUACUGUUGGAUAACUAAUAAGUUAGCAUCCAAAAAUAAUAAUAUUCCUGAUAAAAAUAGUAUGGUGAAUUUUGGCUAGUGAUGAGUUUACAUAGAAGCCCUAUCGCGAAGUCGAGCAAACUGUUUCCUUUUCAUAAUCGUCUGUGCUUUUGUUCUUUUUAAUUCUCCCAUACUACACGAUAAAAGUGAAAUACCAUGAUAAUGGGAUCUAUGGCAUUCUUACCGUUUGCUAAAAAAAACAUUUCAGCGUAUGAUACUCUGUGUUGAGGUUAUAAGGUAUUGCGUUACAAAGCUACUUAUAAGGUAAUCACGUUUCGCACGGUGAACCAGCUGUCACGCAACAGUCUACUGCCACAUACAUCUAGCUACUGCUUUGCUUACUGUGUAGCGUCAGGAAAAAAGUGUGAAUUGGUUCACCAUAGCCUUCUGGUAACCUCAAAUUACUAAAAUACAAGAAUGUUUGGAGAGUGUUACACGCGUGAAUUUGUAGCUAUUUGUGUCUUCAUGGAAGGUGCUUCAACCUGCAAGGGAAGACGCGGAAAAAAAGGAGGCAGAAGAAGGAGAGUUAAACAGUAAACACAAAAAAGCGUUUCAGCGAUCAAUGCCUGAAGCGCAAUGCAAAGUGAAAUGAGGGACUGUAUGUGAGAUUUUUCGCGAACUGACGCGUACAGAAACUUCGAUCGAAAUAGACUCAGGCCACUGAAUCUCUUAAGUCUAGUAAGAACCCCUAUCGAUGUCAGUCAACAAUAUUUCCGCUCCGAUGCAGACUGCAAAAAAAAAUUCCUUUUUCUGGUACGGCAAAAUUGAAAAUGAUAACAGCUUGAUAACAACCUUAGGAUUACAAGAGCAACCUCUUUAGCUUUCGAAACUGUACAGUGUGUCACUGUAAAUCAAUAGUGGUUUUGAAAUCUUUGAAUAGAUGACGAGAAGAAGUUGACGUGAAGUGUCAUCAAUCUCGCGCCUUCCGUUCUACUCUCAAAUUGCUUUUUGUUUUAUAAUCUCCUGAAGUAAAAGGAUACCAAAAUAAAAUUUCCAGGACUCGAUAGAUCUUUAUUUUUUUCCAGUAGUUAAAUUUCUGGACAUUGAAAAAGACUUUUUCUCAGUGAUACCUUAAAACCUCUAGACAAGAAUAGAUGGGUGAUUAUUAUUUUUUGCUGACCCGCACAACACGAAUCUCUUGUCAGGUGAAUAGUCAACCUUUGAAAAAUUAUUUUCGAUAAGCGAUUUAACCCUUUACACCCUAAUAUCAUUAUGCAUAUUCUUCAUGCUGUUCUGCAUUCAUUUCCUUCGGUGCUGACCAGGAGAAUUUGGGCUGUAAUCAAGAACUUCUUUGUUGGUGAUCAUUUCCUUUAUUCUCAUGACCUUAAUGUGUGAUUCAAGAGUUAUAUUGUAAGGAGAAAUUAGAUGUUAGUCACUAUUCGGGGUUAAAAGAUUAAUACUAUUCCCGUAUGUUGAAUAAUGUUCCAUUCUUUCAUAGGCAAAAGAGGCCCUGAAAAAAGGCGAAGUGCCUGUGGGGUGUAUUAUGGUCUACAAGAACCAAGUUAUAGGCACAGGAAGGAAUGAGGUCAAUGAGACAAAGAAUGCGACAAGACACGCUGAACUAGUAGCCAUUGAUCGAGUUAAGCGAUGGUCAGAGAACCAAGGUCUUUGUUUUGAGGAUGUUGUGAGAAAUUGCAGCCUCUUUGUUACAGUAGAGCCGUGUAUCAUGUGUGCUUCAGCACUGCGAUACCUGAAUGUCUCUAAAGUUGUCUUUGGCUGCGCAAACGAACGAUUUGGAGGCUGUGGUUCUAUUUUAAACAUUCAUACAGACGAUUAUACAACAGAAACAUCUAAAUGUGUUUCUCAGGACGCAUCUUCAAAUGGUGUUGAAAAUACAAUAGGGUGUGUUAUGGAGAACAAAUCUGUUGUCGCAGCUUCCUCGGACUUGUUGAAGAAUCUCUCUGAGACGGACGAUGAAUUUCCAUGUUGUACCUCGUGUCAGACAUUAAUUGGCACUUCAUUUAAUUCCGCUAAAUCAACCGACUUUGAUUCACAGAAAAGUCUGGAGAUUUCUUCAGAGGCCUCCAUCCGAAAAAUUUCGCCAACUGUCGUAGGAAAUUCAACAGGUUGUUCCAAAGGGCAGCAAUGUUUAUGCGCGCCUGUAAACUGUGAGGAAUGCGGUCGAGCCCUAUCGAAUUCAUGUGGCGAGAAAUGCACCUACUCCAGCGCUGUAGGGAAACCUCUUGAGUGUGUAUCUGGUGUUUUAGCAAGUACCGCCGUUGAUUUGUUAAAAGAAUUCUACAAAGGAGAAAAUCCGAAUGCACCAUUUCCGAAAGUCAAAACAAAACGAUAA